AUGGUUCGUGGUCGUCUCCCCGCCGCGGUGCGAGGCCGCCUCGCGCCGCGCUCCAGGCCAUUGCGCCCAAGUUUUGCCAUUCAUAUCUCGACAUCUCCGGUAUGCCAAUUCGAGUGUCCCCCUGUUCCCGCUCGCAGAUACGGGACAGCAAGAAACGACAAUGCAGGCGUGGACGAGAAAGAAGCCCGAGAGAGCGCCCAGCACGAUGCGGCGGCCGAUUCGGCGGCGGACACAGCGGGGAAAGAUACCAAAUCGGCACAGGCAUUGGCGAGCGAGGCGACAACCUCUUCCACUGGGUCGUCGGUAGUCAGCGAUGUGCAGGAUUGGGAAUACGACCCAAACGUAAAGGUCGAGUCGUUCAAGGACCUGCCACACGCCAACUUCGGGGUCAACCAGCACAUUCCGUUCGACGCCGAGUUUAAGGAGGUCUUGAAGGCGAUACCCUGGCAGUUUCGCGCUCCAAUUCGCUAUGCCUUUGCCUACGGCUCAGGCGUGUUCCCCCAGUCGAAAGCGAGCGGGAAGACGCCAACCGAGGAGGAACUUCGCGCGAUACAUCCGAAAGCACCACUCGCCGUGCAGAGGGCCCAGGACGGCACCCCGAAAAUGAUCGAUUUUAUUUUUGGUGUCUCGCAUACCCAGCAUUGGCACUCUCUUAACAUGAAACAGCACCGGGACCACUACUCCCGGCUUGCGAGUCUCGGGUCUGGCGCCGUGUCGUACGUCCAGGACAAGAUGGGGGCGGGUGUUUACUUCAACCCUUAUGUUGUCGUGAACGGCAUCCUAAUCAAGUACGGCGUUGUGCAACUGGGCACCCUAGAAAAGGAUUUGACCCAGUGGGACACGCUCUACUUGGCUGGGAGGCUGCACAAGCCGGUCAAGAUCCUCCGAGACGAUCCGAAGAUCCGGUUAGCCAACCAAAUGAAUCUCCUGUCGGCUUUGCGGACAGCGUUGUUGCUGCUCCCGCCAGACUUCACGGAAGAACAACUGUAUGGAACCAUUGCCGGCAUCAGCUACCUUGGCGACCCGCGUAUGGCGUUACCUACCGAGAACCCACGCAAGGUCAAGAACAUCGUAGGCAACAACAUGGCGAACUUCCGGCGACUCUACCUUCCUCUGAUUGAUACGCUGCCCAAUGUCGACUUCAACGACGCUGGUGUCGGCACCAAGGACUGGGUCUGGGACGAGACGAAGAACCUGAAGCUUGCCCAAGAUAUGGACCCGGUCAAGCGCGGCAACAUGGUACGGCGCCUGCCUAAGGCUUUUCGCUCCCGCCUCUAUUUCCAGUACCAGAAGAAGCUGGCCAUUCCGGCCGAGGACUUCCGCCGAAUGAUGGACGAGAGUAAGGAAGAAGACUCCGUUGCGUUCAAGAGGCGCGAGGGCGGCGGUUUUGAGCGGCGGAUCGCCCAGGACGAUCCUGUCGAGCUGCGCAACUACAUCCGCGCCGUCAUCAAGCAAACUAUCAGCUGGCCGGCCACCGCCCAAUCCCUCAAGGGACCGCUCACCAGUGGGAUACAGAGGUCGUGGCGGUACAUGAAAGAGAAGAUAGACAAGUAUCGCCAGGGGAAGCAGGCAGAAAAGGAGAAAGAUCCGGCGGAAGGAAGUGACGGCGGCGAGGGGAAGGAGAAGAACUCGUGA
Chaetomium globosum CBS 148.51 is the source of this 1635-nucleotide messenger RNA. RefSeq lists its product as uncharacterized. Bases 1 to 1635 code for a protein of 544 amino acids. Gene Ontology annotation, biological process: cardiolipin biosynthetic process; CDP-diacylglycerol biosynthetic process. The transcript has 2 exons. NCBI's taxonomy places the organism in Eukaryota, Fungi, Ascomycota, Sordariomycetes, Sordariales, Chaetomiaceae. Gene Ontology annotation, cellular component: mitochondrion. The record is from RefSeq and is a predicted model, not a curated record. Gene Ontology annotation, molecular function: phosphatidate cytidylyltransferase activity.